Molecule: messenger RNA, 2244 nt
Organism: Pongo pygmaeus (Bornean orangutan)
Lineage: Eukaryota; Metazoa; Chordata; Mammalia; Primates; Hominidae
Gene: PSPH
Product: phosphoserine phosphatase
Exons: 9
Coding region: 878-1555 (225 amino acids)
Biological process (GO): dephosphorylation; L-serine biosynthetic process
Cellular component (GO): cytoplasm
Molecular function (GO): L-phosphoserine phosphatase activity; magnesium ion binding
Source: RefSeq, a predicted model, not a curated record
GGCGUUGGAGCUCGGUGGGGCCCAGCUUUGCGGACCCGGGAGCUCAGGACGCAGGCGGGGCUUGUGCUCCGCGGGGGCAGGGCGUAGGGUGGGCCUCCUACCGCCCCUACUCUCGCGGUUUGUUCCGUUUGAUUGGAGCUUUCUGGACCGUGUGCUCGACGGUGACCUAGGUGCCGUGGGGCCACACGCGAGUCUGAUAAGCACCCUCCCCCGGGAUCAUGCCGUGCUGUGAGGCCUAGCGAAGAUGAAGAUAGAAUGCAAGGUAGAAAGUGCUGGAUACCUUUAGAAAGCUGCAGGACUGGUGCGAUGGGAGUUGAGACGUAAGAACCUGCCCGUCCGUAGGGCUCUGGAUGCUGCUGAGGCCCGAGGCCCCUAUGGCAGAUAUGAAAAUUCACCCUUGUAGAGUCAUUCCUGCCUUUGAGCGGACUCCCUUUUAAGGCAGGUAUGCAAUGGCAUUAUCACAGGUCACCACAACCUCUGCCUCCCAGGUUCAAGUGAUUAUCUUGCCUUGGCCUCCUGAGUAGCUAGGAUUACAGUUUACAGAAGCACUUGCAGAACUCAUCAGAAGCCACCCCGCUUAUCAGCAGAUCUCAAGAGAUCGUUCGGUGGAGGUCCUGGGUCUACACAGCUCACCCUGGGAACUGCUCGCCUGAGCGUCGGAGCCGGCGCUGGCCCCCUGCAGCCGGAAGGUUGCAGCCGCAGGAGCCCCGGAGGCCCAGGACAUAGGGCUGUUGCUCUUGCAGAAUCCACAGGUCUUUCUUGAAGAAAUCUGUAGUCAGAACUUUGUGCUGCAUUUUUAUCUAGGGAAGGAACAGAAGAGAAGAGUGUGGUCUCCUAGAAAUCCAGCACUGGAGAAACAAGGAAAAUUCUUCCAAGGAUGGUCUCCCGCUCAGAGCUGAGGAAGCUUUUCUACUCAGCAGAUGCAGUGUGUUUUGAUGUUGACAGCACAGUUAUCAGAGAAGAAGGAAUCGAUGAGCUAGCCAAAAUCUGUGGCGUUGAGGACGCGGUGUCAGAAAUGACACGGCGAGCCAUGGGCGGGGCAGUGCCUUUCAAAGCUGCUCUCACAGAGCGCUUAGCCCUCAUCCAGCCCUCCAGGGAGCAGGUGCAGAGACUCAUAGCAGAGCAACCCCCACACCUGACCCCCGGCAUAAGGGAGCUGGUAAGUCGCCUACAGGAGCGAAAUGUUCAGGUUUUCCUAAUAUCUGGUGGCUUUAGGAGUAUUGUAGAGCAUGUUGCUUCAAAGCUCAAUAUCCCAGCAACCAAUGUAUUUGCCAAUAGGCUGAAAUUCUACUUUAACGGUGAAUAUGCAGGUUUUGAUGAGACGCAGCCAACAGCCGAAUCUGGUGGAAAAGGAAAAGUGAUCAAACUUUUAAAGGAAAAAUUUCAUUUUAAGAAAAUAAUCAUGAUUGGAGAUGGAGCCACAGACAUGGAAGCCUGUCCUCCUGCUGAUGCUUUCAUUGGAUUUGGAGGAAAUGUGAUCAGGCAACAAGUCAAGGAUAACGCCAAAUGGUAUAUCACUGAUUUUGUAGAGCUGCUGGGAGAGCUGGAAGAAUAACAUCCAUUGUCGUACAGCUCCAAACAACUUCAGAUGAAUUUUUACAAGUUACACAGAUUGAUACUGUUUGCUUACAAUUGCCUAUUACAACUUGCUAUAGAAAGUUGGUACAGAUGAUCUGUACUUUAAACUACAGUUAGGACUCCUAGAAGAUUGCUUUUUUUUUUUUUAUCUGUAGUUCCAGUAUUAUAUGAUGACUAUUGAUUUCCUGGAGAGGUUUUUUUUUUUGAGACAGAGUCUCGCUCUGUUGCCCAGGCUGGAGUGCAGUGGUGUGGUUUCAGCUCACUGCAAGCUCCGCCUCCCGGGUUCACGCCAUUCUCCUGCCUCAGCCUCCCGAGUAGCUGGAACUACAGGUGCCCACCACCACACCUGGCUAAUUUUUUGUAUUUUUAGUAGAGACGGGUUUCACCGUGUGAGCCAGGAUGGUCUUGAUCUCCUGACCUUGUGAUCCGCCCGCCUCGGCCUCCCAAAGUGCUGGGAUUACAGGCUUGGGCCACCGCGCCCAGCCAAUUUCCUGGAGAGUUUUGUAAUCUGAAUUCUUUAUGUAUAUUCGUAGCUAUAUUUCAUACAAAGUGUUUUAAGGGUGGAGAGUCAAUUAAACACCUUUACUCUUAGAAAUACAGAUUCGGCAGCCUUCAGUGAAUAUUGGUUUCCCUUUGGUAUGUCAAUAAAAGUUUAUCCAUAUGUCA